CCCGGACUCGGAGUUCCAACACACAACAACAGCAACACUGCGGUGGAACAAGGCAUCGCGCAGAUAUGAGGGGAGCACAAGCGAGCAGUAGACAGGAGGCCUCGGGAGGACUGUGGGAUUCCGUGAAGAAAGCCGUCAUUGUCAUCGGAUCCGGAAUCCUGUUCCUGGCGGCGUUUGGUAAUUCGCUGACAUGGCAUCUUCAGAAGUUUUGAGCUUCGGGCAACUUUUGGCAGAACCUGUGGACCAAAGUCUACGUGAUGUUUGAGGGCCACAACGAGGCGUUGUUCUACAUGGGCACGAUGCUGGUGCCCAUGGUGGUGUUGUGGACAUUCAACGCUCUGCUGCUACUGGCGGACACCACGGGGAAACCGGCUUUCAUCACCCGCUACCGCAUCCAAGCCGACAAGAACGACCCGGUGGACCCGGAAAAGCUUCGCCACGCUUUGAAGACGGUGCUGUUCAACCAGAUGUUCAUUUCUGCACCCACCGUGGUGGUCGCCUACCACCUGACCCGCUGGAGAGGAGACCCCUGCGGACCCCAGCUGCCCACCCUCCACUGGGCCCUCGCCGAGCUCACUAUCUUCUCCAUCCUGGAGGAAGUUCUCUUUUACUACUCGCACAGACUGUUCCAUCAUCCCAGCCUCUACAAGCGCUUCCACAAGCAGCACCACGAGUGGACCGCCCCCAUCGGCGUGGUCGCCACCUACGCUCACCCGCUGGAACAUUUGUUCUCCAACCUGCUGCCGGUGGUGAUCGGGCCGGUGCUGUUGGGCUCGCACGUGUCCAGCACGUGCGUGUGGUACUGCCUGGCGCUGGUCAGUACCACCGUUUCCCACUGCGGGUACCACCUGCCCUUUCUACCCUCCCCAGAGUUCCACGACUUUCACCACCUCAGGUUCAACCAGUGUUUCGGCGUUUUCGGCGUGCUGGACCGCCUGCACGGCACCGACGCCAAGUUCCGGCAGACCAAGCAGUACGAACGCCACACCUUGCUCUUGGGACUGACGCCGCUCACCGAGAGCAUCCCCGACACGCCCACCAAGUCCCACUGACCGCCGUUACGCCAUCUUGAUUCCUAUUUGCAAGUUUUUUUCGUUUUAAAAGCUGUUGAUCCGUUUUUGUUUAGGUUUAAUUCUUUUGCACUAUCAUUGUUGUUGUUUUGUUUUUACUGACUGAGGCCCAUUCACAGUUCGUGGAGGGGAAUAAAAAAAAUUCAACACAAUCCAGCGCUAAAUCUUUAAGCGUUGCGAUAAUCGCAAUGCUAAUUUGUUAGCGUAACCGAGUUCCACAUUCAUGAUUGUCGCGCGCAACUUUUCUGAGCUGAUCGUUGGAGGAAGAAUCUCACAUCUCAGGCAAAAUACUCCUCAACCGAGGAUACCCGCUCAGAAAAACCAAAAGACAAUCAAGGCCUUUGCACAACUUUGUGGACGCGCUGUACACUUGGUGAAAACCCGUCGAAAUUGUAACGAUGAACCAUUUGCGUAUUACAAGCCCACGUUGCUGCUCCGAUUGUUUUUUUUUGCUGACAAAUCCGUCAAUAAACGAUCAUUUUGACAAUAUGAGUGAGGAAAUGAUGACUCGGCAGCCAAGGUUUUUGAGGCGUUUUUUUUUGUGUCCGUUUUUUUUUAAUUAAAGGAAAAAAAAAAAGCAUAAUUACUACAAAUUACAAAUAACACUAAUAAUAAUAAUAGCCAAUCACAUCAGCCUACAAAGCGGAUAGCGAAUAUUAAAUGUUAUAAUACACGUUUUCAUUCAAGUAGUUUACAUUUUUUUUUCCAUUUUAGUUUGGUUUUUUUUUCCUUGCUUUUUUUCCCCCCCCGGGCAUUUUCACAUUUUUUUUUCCUCAUAACAAGCCUAAAGAGAUUUUUCAGUGAUGCAGUGAACAAUUUCAACGCUUCAUAUACAGUUUUUUUUUCUUAUAUUCAUAUGGCUUUAUGACAUUUUUGUACUUUUCAGUCUGCAGACAUCAUAAACAGCCAUCAUCCUCACACGCUUGUUUUUUGUUUUUGUCACCCUUCCACCGUUUUUUUUUUUUGCGGGCACCUCCUAGAGUUUCUUUGAGGGGGGUGGGCAACUCCCACAAGGCCUCGAAAUCCUCCAAAUGUCCCGAGAGGUGGAGCAGUGAGCGCAAUUUCAUCUUUGUAUCCAUUUUGUUUGUUUUUCACUCCUCCUGCCGGCUCUCAUUUGUCGUCAAGUCGCCACAAAAAAAGCACUGAUGCAAACAUCGAGUCUCCCUGAAGAAGGGAAGGAAGAAGUCCAGCUCUGCUUGCGUUGGAAGAUAAAAUGAGGGCGACGUCCACAUCAGAAGACACGAAGAAGGCAAAUAAUUGCUUUUUUUUUUUUUUUUUUGGACAUGGGACAGACACACACACGCACAAAUGUUUUAAGACUCUCUACGUUAACCCCCAGAAAAUUGAAUCCAGUUGUGGUGGAGGUGCCAAUCAAUUAAAAAAAAAAAAAAAAAAAAAAAAAGGGAACAGGGAAAUUUAA
Molecule: messenger RNA, 2490 nt
Organism: Hippocampus zosterae (dwarf seahorse)
Lineage: Eukaryota; Metazoa; Chordata; Actinopteri; Syngnathiformes; Syngnathidae
Product: fatty acid hydroxylase domain-containing protein 2-like
Biological process (GO): sterol biosynthetic process
Molecular function (GO): iron ion binding; C-4 methylsterol oxidase activity
Source: RefSeq, a predicted model, not a curated record